Microsporum canis CBS 113480 is the source of this 3531-nucleotide messenger RNA. Its product is annotated as RING-13 protein. Gene Ontology annotation, cellular component: cytoplasm. NCBI's taxonomy places the organism in Eukaryota, Fungi, Ascomycota, Eurotiomycetes, Onygenales, Arthrodermataceae. The transcript has 3 exons. Gene Ontology annotation, molecular function: ATP binding; ATP-dependent chromatin remodeler activity. Bases 1 to 3531 code for a protein of 1176 amino acids. The record is from RefSeq and is a predicted model, not a curated record.
AUGGAGCCAGACGAAGUCGAGGAUAACUUGCUUCUUCAGACGGUCUUAUCGGCGGGCUCGGAGGACGAGGGCGCCUUCAGCCAUAGCAACACACCCGGCAGUCAUCGCGCGUUGUCCCCGCUGUCUGCCAGUAUAAAUACUCCUACUAAAAACUGGACGAGACCACCAUUCGAUCAGGCCUCUUCUUCAUCUUCUUCCACUUCAUCUCGUCCGCCCGCCCUCACCAUGGAAGCCGGCGCCUCGCGAAAACGCUCACGGGCAAUCUCUUCACCCACAUCCUCCUCCGCCGUCCUCCACGAUCCAAAAUCCCGUCGACAUGCCUCUCCUGUACGCGGUACUGAGCCUACCAAACAACCCGGCUCGACUACUACUGCGGAUCCUGACUUGCUUGGGUAUUUUGGGCUCGAAAAAGAUGAUGACCUUAUCGCACUUGAGGAGGAACAGCGUCAAGCCGAAGCCUGGCUUCGGGAGCGGCGAGAGCAAGAGCGCAGGGACGAAGAGUUUGCUCGUGCUCUGCAGGAGACUUGGGAUGAAACUGUACCCCUCUCAUCAAGAACUGAUGAACUCGACGAUCUUUUAUUUCGAAGUCAACCUCAGGUUCAGCGACAGAAUCCCGCCCCAGUCCAAGAACGAGUCCAGCCGCGGCUUCCACCGCAACCACAGCUGCAAAGACAGGUGCCAACUCUUAACGCCUUCAGCGGACAGAUAAGGGCGAUACCGCCGCCUGCCGGACUAGCCUCCGUAUCUACAUCACAGUCCGGCUGGCCCUCGCCCACCGGGGCCAGUGUCAUCCGUAAGAGCGUCAGCGGCAAUCCCUCUAGCUCAUGGCAGAAGGCGAGUUCCGGCAGUCAGCCGCCAACAUCCUGGCAUAAUACCGUUUCUAAUACUGAAAAUUCCUGGCGCAACGCCCCAAAAAAUUACAUUGAGCUGGGCAGCGAUAGUGAAGUUGAAGAAAUUCUUCCUUUGCGCUCUUACAAGCCACAUGGCCCUGGAGCGUCUGGUGAUGGCUCCAAGGCCAUGUAUAUAUCCCCAACUUAUAGGCUUAAUUCUCAUACAAACCCCUAUGUCGCAGGAUCGAGCGAGAAGCUUCCAGGCAUUCACAGUCUUGGACAGAGGUACCAUCCGAAUUUUACUGACCUUGGAUUAGGCGGGAGCUUGCCUGCCCCGAUCAUUCCACAGUACUUGUCGAGCCCCCGGUGCCCUCCAGGAUGUCUUUGUGGGGGAAAAGCACUGCAUUCUGACGCCUCCAUAAGCUCUCAGAUCGAUAAUUUAAGAAACAUGUAUGCCAUGGAUGGGCUAACACCCGAUGAGAUGAAAAAAGAUCUAAAAUGUCUCCUUGAAAACAUCCGUCCGGAUCAAGAACUUGAUCUCAACCGCGAGGGGACUCCUGAAGCUCUUAAAUUCCCGCUCAUGGAGCACCAGAAACUUGGCCUAGCCUGGAUGAAAUCAAUGGAAGAAGGCUCUAACAAGGGCGGUAUACUCGCUGAUGACAUGGGGCUCGGAAAGACGAUCCAGGCAUUGGCCUUAAUGAUCUCACGUCAGAGUACGGACCCCGUCCGUAAGACAAACCUCAUAAUCGCCCCCGUUGCUCUUAUUCAACAGUGGAAGCGGGAAAUAAACCGUAUGCUCAAGCCCGGGGCUGAAUACCAACUCACUGUCUUCAUUCUUCAUGGAGAGCGUCGCUCCAUUACAUUCGCUGAUCUACGCCGCUACGAUGUCGUCUUGACUACCUUUGGCACUUUGGCAUCUGAAUUAAAGCGAAAGGAACGCUGGAUGAAAUUCAAAAAAGAAAAUCCAAAUGCCUAUCAGAAUCUACAUGCACCUGCCGAGGAGAUGCCACUACUAGGCGAGAAUAGCAAAUGGUACAGAAUCAUCAUCGAUGAAGCGCAGUGCAUUAAGAACCGCAACACAAAGGGUGCCCAGGCAUGUUAUGACCUCCAAUCGAUCUACAGAUGGUGCAUGAGCGGCACUCCAAUGAUGAAUAAUGUGCAAGAACUCCAUUCCUUAAUAUGUUUCCUGCGGAUUAAACCGUACAAUGUACUUGAACGGUUUAAUAGCACAUUUACCCGGCCCCUGAAAAAUUACGAAAAAGCGGUCCAGAGUACAGCGAUGAAAAAACUCCAGGCUUUGCUCAAGGCAAUUCUCCUCCGCCGCACCAAAUCAUCGAAGAUAGACGGCAAACCAAUCCUCCAACUUCCUCCCCGCGUAACGGAAAAAGUCCAUAGCAUCUUCAGCGAAGAUGAGAAAAGUUUCUACCAAGCCCUUGAAACUCAGUCGAAACUUCAGUUUAACAGAUAUCUUAGCGCUGGCACCGUUGGGAGAAAUUACUCAAACGUUCUUGUUCUGCUCCUUCGGCUGCGUCAGGCAUGCUGUCAUCCUCAUCUGAUUAAUGAUUUUGCAAUCAAUGUUGGCUCUGGGUCUGAUGACCUUGACCUCAUUGCCAACGCGAAGUUGCUCGAUACCACAGUCGUUGAACGACUCAAGUCACAGGAAGCCUCAGAAUGCCCAGUGUGCAUAGAUGUGGCCGAGAAUGCGGUGAUCUUCUUCCCCUGUGGCCACAGUACCUGUGCAGAAUGCUUUGCGAGAAUUUCUGACCCUGCCAGGGGUCUUGUGCAAGGCAACGAUGGGAUGUUCGAGAUUAAAUGCCCUUCCUGUCGAGCCAAAAUCGACCCUAAGAAGGUUACGGAUAAUGCAUCUUUUCAAAAAGUCCAUGUCUUAGGUGAAGUUGCUGAAGCUGAAGCCGAAGCUGGCAAGUCGGCUGGGAAGGGGGAUGAUACCGAGGACAGCAAUAGCGAUAGCGAUAGCGAAGAUGAUGGCAAAGGCACGCUCAAUGGCUUCAUCGUCCGUGACAAAGAUGGUGAGAAACGGAAAAAGGGGAAAGAGAAAGCCAAACCUAAGAAGUCUCUUGCCGAGCUCAAAAAGGAAGCCCAGCGUAAUGUCAAGGCCAAACGAAAAUACCUUCGCACGCUCGAUAAACGAUGGGAACCUAGUGCCAAAGUUGAUAAGACGAUCGAAAUUCUGGAAUCACUACACAAUUCAGGCGACGAGAAGACCAUCAUAUUUAGCCAGUUCACCUCCCUCCUAGACCUCAUUGAAGUUCCUAUCAAUCGUCGAGGCUGGAACUACCGCCGUUAUGACGGUAGUAUGAAACCAGCAGACCGCAAUGACUCUGUCCUCGAUUUCACCGAUAACCCAGACUGUCGCAUCAUGCUCGUCUCACUCAAAGCAGGUAAUGCAGGACUAAACCUUGUCGCUGCAUCACAAGUCAUUAUCCUCGAUCCCUUCUGGAACCCGUAUAUUGAGGAUCAGGCAAUUGAUCGUGCUCAUCGUAUUGGACAGAUGAGGCCCGUUAUGGUCCACAGACUUUUGGUCGAGAAUACAGUUGAAGACCGAAUUAUAGCCCUUCAGGAUAAGAAGAGAGAGCUUAUCGAGGGUGCUCUAGAUGAGAAAGCUAGUGUGAAAGUCGGGAGACUGGGAGUCCAGGAGCUAGCGUUCUUAUUCAUUAGAAGAAGAGUCAUUAUCAGACCAUAG